Lathyrus sativus (Indian pea) is the source of this 756-nucleotide messenger RNA. The record is from the annotation of a GenBank genome assembly. NCBI's taxonomy places the organism in Eukaryota, Viridiplantae, Streptophyta, Magnoliopsida, Fabales, Fabaceae.
AUGGGUUAUAGAUGUAUUCAGUGUGGUUUUAACAUCAAAACACUUUAUCUUCAGUAUUCUCCGGGUAACAUUCGUUUGAUGAAAUGUGAGAAUUGCAAGGCUGUGGCAGAUGAAUACAUAGAAUGUGAAAUCACGAUUAUUAUAAUAGAUUUAAUACUUCACAAACCCAAGGCCUAUAGACAUCUCCUUUACAAUGUCAUCAAUCAAGAAACCUUGAAGUUUCAGGGACUGCUUUGGAAAUUGGCUGCCAUUUUUCUUCUUUUUGAUGCAUACAGAUAUUUGAUCUUGGAAAGCAGCAAAGGUAAAUCGAGUUCAUCAGUGAGUUACUCCUCACUAGUGUCAACGUGUUGCAAGAUGAUGGUGGAUGUCGUCUUUGGAAACUUUAUGUUUCUUUUAACCUUCUUCUUUAUGGUCAACAUAUUUCUUCAUAUAUCUCUCAGCGUUUCCAGGUGCAAUGGCAUUUUGCUUGGUCUCUUGAUUUCAUGUUACUUCAAGAUUUUUCUUAUUGCAAUGAUGGUUUGGGAAUUUCCAUCUCCUGUUAUGUUCAUCAUUGAAUUAUUUUGCUUAUCAUCUAAUGCAGUAGCAUUGAAAGUGAUGACGGAGUCAAGUAUGAGUCGAUGUGUAUUGACCUGCUUCAGUGCAUAUGCCAUCAAGUUUUUCUUCAUUCAGGCACAUGAACUGAUGUUGCUAUGGAAAUUCAUGCAAGGUUGGAGUCAAAUGCCAUUCACAUUGUCUUUAAAGUCGACAUUUAUUUAA